AAGCAACGGCGUCUCCGUCUAAUUCUAACAGGCACCAUCGAAGGCAUGAACUACGAGAAGAUUCGCGUGUCGGAACCCAAGUCAGGUGUGAACUUCCUAGCUCACGGUUGGUCCCGAAGUCGAACCGCUUAUCUCCUUUGUGCCGCCGGCAGUGGUGGCGGUGGCGGUGGUGGUGGUAUCUGCGUCUACGAGAUCGUUCGAGAGGCUUCACGUCACCGGCGCCUUCUUGUGCUCACUCCGCCCUCCUCGACUGCCAAUUCGCAUAUCCAAGCGCUCUGUCUUGUGAGAGACGGCGACGCUCUGGCUGUUGGCUUUGAGAGUACCUUCUUCAUCUUUAAUAUAUGGGCGCAUGGAACUAUGAAUGAUCUACAAAUAGGCCAGGAUGGUGAUGUGGGUUUGCAAAUAAGUCGGGUAUGA
Rodentolepis nana is the source of this 417-nucleotide messenger RNA. The record is from the annotation of a GenBank genome assembly. NCBI's taxonomy places the organism in Eukaryota, Metazoa, Platyhelminthes, Cestoda, Cyclophyllidea, Hymenolepididae.